Oncorhynchus masou masou (cherry salmon) is the source of this 6652-nucleotide messenger RNA. Its product is annotated as adhesion G protein-coupled receptor L1-like. The transcript is spliced from 25 exons. Bases 351 to 4976 code for a protein of 1541 amino acids. The record is from RefSeq and is a predicted model, not a curated record. Gene Ontology annotation, cellular component: axon; presynaptic membrane; plasma membrane. Gene Ontology annotation, molecular function: latrotoxin receptor activity; G protein-coupled receptor activity; carbohydrate binding. Gene Ontology annotation, biological process: cell surface receptor signaling pathway; adenylate cyclase-activating G protein-coupled receptor signaling pathway; heterophilic cell-cell adhesion. Lineage: Eukaryota; Metazoa; Chordata; Actinopteri; Salmoniformes; Salmonidae.
UAUUGUCUUGAAAUGAGGCGAGGUCGCAUUACUAUUUAUUCUGAUACGCAUAUGAGUAUAAUUCCAUGAGCAUAAACAUGAUAUGAGGGAUACGCCGCCAAUGUUUUUGUCAUUUUUAACCGGCAGGAUUUUUCCCGUUUCAUUCGCAGUGGUUGUUUGAAGAUAGCAGGUUAUUAAUUGUUUAUCUUUAUGCAUCCGCACGAAGAAGGACCAAGAAAUGACAAACGACGGAUAACCAGAGGAGAAGGACACCGUGAAAAGAGGGAAAAGGAAGAAUGAAUGAGAUAUACUGAGCAACGAAGGAAGGAGAUUGGAGGAAUCAAGAGGUGUUAGUGGGAGGAGCUCUCUCCAUGACCCUGUGCCUGCUGACCACACCCAGAUUCCCCCUAACCCCGCCUUUCAACAUGGCGCUGUCACUCUGGCUGCUGUGUACCUGUGCUGUCACCUCCCUGCUCAUCGCCCCCUCUGCUCAAGCUCUGAGUCGGUCAGCGAUGCCCUUCGGCCUGAUGCGUAGAGAGCUGGCGUGCGAGGGAUACCCCAUCGAGCUGCGCUGCCCUGGCAGUGAUGUCAUCAUGAUUGAGACGGCCAACUACGGCCGCACGGACGACAAGAUCUGUGACGCUGACCCCUUCCAAAUGGAGAACGUGCAGUGUUACCUGCCUGACGCCUUCAAGAUCAUGUCACAGAGGUGUAAUAACCGUACCCAGUGUGUGGUGGUGGCAGGGUCCGAUGUGUUCCCAGACCCCUGCCCAGGGACCUACAAGUACCUGGAGAUACAGUACGAGUGUGUCCCCUACAUCUUUGUGUGUCCGGGCACACUGCUGCGUGUACAGGCGGCCAGCUCGCCUCAGGAGGCAGAGCAUCAGUCGGGGGCGUGGUGUAAGGACCCCCUGCAGUCAGGUGACCGGCUCUAUGUCAUGCCUUGGACUCCCUACCGCACCGACAUGCUGUAUGAGUACGCCUCCUGGGAGGACUUCAGACAGAACCGCGCCACUACCACCUACAAGUUGCCGAACCGUGUUGAUGGCACAGGCUUCGUGGUAUACGACGGCGCCGUGUUCUACAAUAAGGAGCGCACACGCAACAUGGUCAAGUAUGACCUGCGCACACGCAUCAAGAGCGGCGAGGCCAUUAUCGCCAACGCCAACUACCACGACACAUCGCCCUACCGCUGGGGUGGGAAGAGCGAUAUCGACCUGGCGGUGGACGAGAACAUCUACGGGCUGUUUGAGAUAUAUUUAUGGUUACCAUCACCCCCCCCCUCCUCCCAGGUGAACCCGUACACCCUGCGCUUCGAGGGCACCUGGGAGACCAGCUUCGACAAGAGGCUGGCGUCCAACGCCUUCAUGGCGUGCGGCGUGCUCUACGCCGUGCGCAGUGUCUAUCAGGACGACGACAGCGAGGCCGGCGGGGAUCUGAUCCUUUACGCCUACAACACGAACCGUGCCCGGGAGGAGCCCGUCCACAUCCCCUUCCCUAACCCCUACCAGUACGUCUCCUCUGUGGACUAUAACCCCAGAGACAACCAGCUCUACAUCUGGAACAACUAUAAUGUUCUGAGAUAUCCGCUGGAGUUCGGACCACCGGACCCCACCACUGGCCCUCUGACGACCACUCAGGUGACCAGCACCACGCCAGCCCGACCUUUCACCUCCAGUUCUAGCCCUGCUACCACCCGCCCCCUGGCCCCCACCUCUCACCCCAUUGGUGCUAUCAACAAGGGCCCUGACCUGCGGCCAAUCACAGCCACCGUACCAGUCACCAGGCGGCCUCCCCGCCCACCCGUCCAGGGCCCGGAGCCCCAGGUGUGUGAGUCCAGAGUGGCCAGAGGGGUGCAGUGGCCCUCCACCCAGAGAGGAGAGACUGUGGACCGCCCCUGUCCUAAAGGAUCACUAGGCAUCGCCUCGUUCCAGUGCUUGGCGGCUCCGGUCAUGUGGAACCCUCGGGGCCCUGACCUCAGUAACUGCACCUCUCCCUGGGUCAACCAGGUAGCCCAGAAGAUAAAGAGUGGUGAGAAUGCUGCCAACAUUGCUGGGGAGUUGGUGAACCACACACGGGGGCGGAUCCACGCUGGUGAUGUCAGCUCGUCAGUGCGUCUGAUGGAACAGCUGCUGGACAUACUGGAUGCCCAGCUUCAGGCCCUGCGGCCCGGCAACAAGGAGUCAGCCGCACGCAACUACAACAAGCUCCAGAAGAGAGAGAGGACCUGUCGGGCUUACAUCCAGGCGGUAGUGCAGACAGUGGACAACCUGCUGCGUACAGAGGCUCUGGAGUCGUGGCAGGACAUGAACACUACGGAGCAGGCCCACACCGCCACCAUGCUAUUGGACGUCCUGGAGAAAGGAGCCUUCCUAUUGGCCAACAACAUGUACGGCAACCGUUUCACCGACCGGGCCCCCAAUAUCGAUCUGGAGGUGCACGUGUUGAACACAGAGAUGGACCUUCAGGACCUGUCCUUUCCUCAGAACUACGUGAGCGACAGCACCAUCCAGCUCUCCGCCUCCACCAUCAAACAGUACAGCCGCAAUGGCCAAGUCAAGGUAGUGUUUGUUCUUUAUAAGAACUUGGGCUCCUUCCUGUCUACGGAGAACGCCACGGUGAAGAUGGAGCUGGAGGCGGCACCGGGGGAGCGGGGCUUGGCGGUCAACUCCCACGUCAUCGCCGCCUCCAUCAAUAAAGAGUCCAGCAGAGUGUUCCUCACUGAGCCGGUGGUGUUCACACUCAAACACUUACAGUUGGAGAACCACUACAGUCCCAACUGUUCGUUCUGGAAUUACUCUGAGCGGUCGAUGACAGGCCAGUGGUCGUCUCAGGGCUGUAGACUGCUGGACACCAACAGCACACACACCACCUGCUCCUGUUCCCACCUCACCAACUUUGCUGUGCUCAUGGCCCACCACCAGCCUGAUUACCCUGGGAGGAUGCACGAGUUGAUCCUGUUUGUGAUCACCUGGGUGGGCAUAGUGAUCAGCUUGGUGUGCCUGGCUAUUUGCAUCUCUACCUUUUGCUUCCUGAGGGGCCUGCAGACCGACCGCAACACCAUCCACAAGAACCUCUGCAUCAAUCUCUUCAUCGCAGAGCUCCUCUUCCUUAUCGGCAUCGACAAGACCCAGUACCACAUUGCCUGUCCAAUCUUUGCUGGGCUGCUUCACUUCUUCUUCCUGGCUGCAUUCUCCUGGAUGUGUCUGGAGGGGGUGCAGCUCUAUCUGUUGCUGGUGGAGGUGUUUGAGAGCGAGUACUCCCGCAAGAAGUACUACUACCUGUGUGGCUACUGCUUCCCAGCUCUGGUGGUGGGCAUCUCGGCAGCCAUAGACUACCGGAGCUAUGGGACCAAGAAAGCGUGCUGGUUGCGGGUGGAUAACUACUUCAUCUGGAGCUUCAUUGGCCCUGUUUCUUUUGUUAUUAUGCUGAACCUGGUGUUCCUCAUGAUCACCGUGCACAAGAUGACCCGCAACUCCUCUGCGCUAAAACCUGACUCCAGUCGCCUCGACAAUAUCAAGUCAUGGGCUAUUGGGGCCAUCGCCCUGCUCUUCCUGCUUGGUCUGACCUGGUCCUUCGGCCUCCUCUUCAUCAACGAGAACACGGUCAUCAUGGCUUACCUCUUCACCACCUUCAACGCCUUCCAGGGCAUGUUCAUCUUCAUCUUCCACUGCGCUCUGCAGAAAAAGGUACAUAAGGAGUACAGUAAGUGUCUGCGUCACUCGUACUGCUGCAGCCGUACCUCCACCACCAGCUCCCACGGCUCCCUGAAGAACUCUGCCCUGCGUGCCAACAACCGCUACUACACUGGCAACCAGGCCCGCCACGCUGCCGCACACAGACAGAGUCGGAUCCGCAGGAUGUGGAACGACACGGUUCGGAAGCAGACGGAAUCUUCCUUCAUGGCGGGAGACAUCAACAGUACUCCUUCACUCAACCGUGCCACCAUGGGAAACCACCUCCUGACCAACCCAGUGUUACAGACCCGUACCGGCACCUCUCCCUACAACACCCUACUGGCUGAGAGCUUCACUCCCCCUUCUCCUGGGGUCUUCAACUCCACCGGAACCUUCCGUGACCCAAAGAACACUCUGUGUAAGGCCCGUGAUCCAUGUGGUAUGGACACCCUGCCCCUCAAUGGUAACUUCAACAACAGCUACUCCCUCCGCAGCGUGGGGCCGGUGGGCGGUGGCGGGGGCAGCUGUGACUUCCUGGGCGGGGGCAUGGGGUGUGCAGACACCCCCCCUCCCCUCCUCAACCCCCGCGGGUCUGAAACCCUGGGCGGGGACGGAAUGCGGCGCAACCUGUCUGACGCAGCUGCCUUCGAGAAGAUGAUCAUCUCUGAGCUGGUGCACAACAACCUGCGUGGGGCAGGAGCUGGGGGCGGGGAUAGGGUCUGUGGUAGUCUAGCGAGGGGCCCUCCUCACGGUGUAGUAGGCCGAGGCACGGGAGAGCCGAGCAUCAGCCUGGACGACGACGAGGACUUCCUAUCCAGAGAAGGCGGGCGCCAGAGGACGCCGCAAGACGUGGAGCUGCUCUACAAAGCCCUGGAGGAGCCGCUGCUGUUGCAGAGAGCCCAGUCUGUCCUUUACCAGUCUGACCCUGAGGAAUCAGAGAGCUACACGGCCGACCUCACAGAGAGCCUGGGUCACAGCGGCCACAGUGGGCACAGCGCCGGAGGCCAGGGGUCUGGGGGACAGGGCCCUGACUCUCCCGCCAAGGACUCCCUGUACACCAGCAUCACCAACCUGCGAGACUCGCCUUACCCGGACAGUAGCCCCGAGCCCCUGGAGGUGGUGCCCCGCUCGGCCCAGCCCCCUGAGGAGCUCUAUUACAGCUCUGGGAGGCCCGCCCUUGGGUCUCGAGGAGCACCCAUGCAGACCUUCUACCAGGCCCCGCCCCCCAGGAGGCCCAGUAGGGAGGGUGAGGGGCACCCUGGCCAGGAGCCCAUCCACAGCGAGGGAGACGGACAGAUGCAGCUGGUCACCAGCCUGUGACUGGAACCGCGAGGAUGCGGACGGGGACCAAGAUGAUGAGGAUGAGGAGGAAGGCUGGCUGGUUGCCUCCUCAGAACCCGCCUCUCUCUCUUUCUCUCGCUCCUCUCCACUUCCUGCUUGAUUGGUUGCCUUUUUUCCCCUCUUUAUUUGUAUUGAAAGAUGAGCGAACAAAUGUACAUUUAAGGAGAGUUUUAGCUGUCUCCACGGCAACAGUCUUAUCCUAGAGAACCUCCGCUGUCUGGUGGAGAUGAGUGAUGGCUGAGUUGUUCUUCUCUGGAACAUUCACCCGCACUCUCCUUCUCUCUCUUCAACAUCCCCCUUUCUCUUGGCACGCAGCAGACAGAUGCCAAGUCCAGCACUCUGAAUGUACCAAUCCAACAAACCCCUUAUACCUUACUCCUACAGAGCUACAGAUAUUUCUCAACUUAACUUUGUUCAAAGUCCAUUUUAUUUAAUUUCACUGAAUUUCUACAAACAUUCCUCUAGAGAAAUUGUUCUCAUUUUCUAGUUCCCUUUUCUCUUUCCCUUUUUCAUGUUCCAUCUCUCUUUUUGUUCACUCAUCAUUUGCUCGGCGUAGUUAGCUGUGGAGACAGGGGAUAUACUGUAGUAGCCUAUUAUACCAUAGGAAAAAAAUCUCUGAAAGCUACUUCAGUGUUGCCAAAAAUACAUUUUCCCAGCCAGAACAGAAACUGGAGCAUUCGCACACACACAGACAUACACACACAGACAUACACACACACACCCACUCACUCACUCACUCACUCACAGAAGUGCUUGUUUCUGAACAUCAGACACAACCCUCCAUCUGAGUAAAAAGAAGCCAGAACAAUUGUUCAGACAAGGCAGUUGGAGCUGCUGUCUAAGAGUAGUUGCCUUUAUUUUAUCUUGAACUGACUCGUAUGUACAGAACUAGAGGAGAGACUGAGGAUGUAGGAAGUACACCACAGGACAGGAAGGCUGUUUGAGGGGUCAAGGGUCAGGGGUCAAGAGGUAGAUCUUUAGGACUCGAGGAACGGACAAGGACUUUUUUUGGGGGGGGGGGGACUUUUUUGUUAUUUUCUUCAGAAAUUUGAAAAGUAAAAGACUGCUUUACUAACUUUGAAGAAGAAUAUGUUAUCUUGGUGACUUUCUGUUGCAUCACCCGGAGGGUUAUUAAGGGACAGAUUGUGCACCCUUUAAGAAUGGAUGCCCUUUUCAAUGGAUGUGUCCACGUCACCUAUGUGUGGUUGUGACAGAAUGGACUCUAAAUGUUGGAACCACUUCAGCCGUUACGCAAGUCUAACUCUGUACAUAUGAACCACACAAACUACAGUACUUACUCUACUCCUACCGUGUAAAUAGAGAAACCAGAUGAAGAAAAGCAACAAAAAAAGUAAGAAAUAUUAAAAACGGACUUCUUGUACUGCAACAAAACAACAAAAGAAAAAAAGAAAAUGUUUUGGAGUUUGUGACCUGAAUGAUGCACUCCAUCUCUCUGCCCGUCUUUAUCUUGCUCUCUCACUGUCGUUCUCUUGAGUCAUAACUAGUGCUGUGCCAUUCAGUGAAAAUCUCUUGAACAGAAAAACAGAGAGAGAGAAAGAGUAUGAUGGGUGGUAGAAUUUGCAUACAAAUAAAAACGUUUAAAAAAAAGUCCUGGCACAAUUUUAUGUAAUAUAAUCCAUUUCAUGUUGUUAGUG